Dermochelys coriacea (leatherback sea turtle) is the source of this 2384-nucleotide messenger RNA. RefSeq names its product growth arrest-specific protein 1-like. The transcript has 2 exons. The record is from RefSeq and is a predicted model, not a curated record. Lineage: Eukaryota; Metazoa; Chordata; Testudines; Dermochelyidae. Bases 997 to 1779 code for a protein of 260 amino acids. Gene Ontology annotation, biological process: regulation of cell cycle.
CUUCUUGUGGCCUCUGCCUAACCCACACCAACCUCUGCCACCGGCACUGUGCAAAGGGGCCCUGAGCUGAUGCUGGCUGCAGAAAGAUGAGCCAGACAAGAAUGCCCCCGGAGCAGAAGAGCUCCAUUUGAGGCAUGACAAGAAUGGCUGUGUGAUUAUUAGGAUGGGGGAAGGAAGGUGCGAGUGAGCCCGUUUCUGCAGAGGCUAGCAGGAACCUCUUCCUGCCCCAUUUUGGGAAAGCCUGGAGACCACACUGGCAGCUGUAGGAACUGGAAGGCCAGGAGAGCAGAGGGAAAGGAGGCGGAGAGAUGGAGGGGGCUCUGGGAAGGGGCUGCAACAGGAGGGUAAAGGGAACAAUGGGUCUGCAACUGCCUGGAAGAUGAAUGGAAAAGAUUUCCCCCGUCACUGGUGUGUGUGGGUCGUCGCCAUCCCCCCCGCCUUUCACCCAAAGGGAUGGUAGAAGCACAGCGCAGCAUCUGCACUUUGCACCGGUGAUCUGACCGCGGAGUGCACCGGGACCAGGGAGAACAUGCACCCGGGGGCCUGACUGCACUGCAAAGUGGGGGCGUGCAACCGGGACCUGACUGCACCGUGCACCGGCCAGCGGGCCGCGCAGCUGGGGGCCGGACUGCUCCCUGCACCGGCCGGCGGGGCGUGCAACCGGGACCUGACUGCACCGUGCACCGGCCAGCGGGCCGCGCAGCUGGGGGCCGGACUGCUCCCUGCACCGGCCAGCGGGCCGCGCAACCAGAGGCCGGACUGCACCAGCCCAACGUGAGCCCGGGAUCCGACGGCCACUUGCCCUAGGACCGGGGGAGCCCGCCACCGGCACCAGCACUGGGCCCUUCGAGGCACCUGGGGACGGCCCGCUCGGACUGCAGUCGAGCGGUGCCCCGCGGAGCAGGCGGCCGCCGUUGCCGGGCCGCGGGGUAGGAGCGCAGGCUGGAGGCGGAGCCGGCCGCUGGAGCGCAUGGAGCCCGGGGCGCCGCUCGCUCCAUGUGGCUGUUCCUGCCGCUGCUGCUGUGCUGGGGCCGCGCCGGCGCCGGCGGCGGCGUCCCGGGGGAGCCCUGCUGGGAAGCGCUGCUCCGCUGCCAGGACGAGCCGGACUGCGGCUCCGCCUACAGCCAGUCGCAGGCGGCCUGCGAGCCGGUGCUAAGCGGGGCCGGGGCCGGACGAGGGGAGCCCCCCGGCGGCUGCCCCAGCCACUGCAUCGCGGCGCUGGGGCGGCUGAACCGCAGCCGGAGCGGCCCGGCCCUGGAGCGCUGCGAGUGCGGGCAGGACGCGCGCUGCCGGCUGACGAAGGCGGCCAUCGAGCCCUGCCUGCCCCGGCCCUCCCGCAGCGGCCUGGGCUGCACGGCCGCCCGCUUCCGCUGCCAGCAGGAGCCCGCCUGCCGAGAGCCGCUGGCCGCCUACUUGGCCCGCUGCGGGCAGCUCUUCAACGGGCGGCGCUGCACGGCCGCCUGCCGGGCCGCCAUGGGGCAGCUGCUGGCCGCGCCGGGGGGGCCCGCGCUGGAGCGCUGCGUUUGCGACGGGCCCGAGCGCCCCUUCUGCCAGGUGCUCAAGGCCAACAUGGGCCGCCUGUGCUCCGGGCCGCCCGCCGAGCCGGGCCCGGACGAGGACUACCGGGACGAGGAGCGGCCCCUGCGGGAGGAGGACGAGGGGCCGGGCGCGGGCGGCGCCUGGGUGCGCUCCGGGGGCCGCUCUCGGGACGCGCCGGCCUGGCGCGCCCUGGCACUGGGAGCCCUGCCGCUGGGGCUCCGGCUCCUCUCCUGGCCCUAGGCCGGGCUGCCCGGAGCCUGGCCCGGGGCUGAGGCAGGGGGGUCGGAGCGAUCUGAUGCGCCGCCCCACGCGGAGGGGCUCCCUAGCGUUGGAGGCGGCCGCCGGGAGCUGGAGCAAGGGUCCCGGCUGACACUCAGGGACGCGAGCCACGGGAGAAGGGCCCCGCUUAGAGGCGCCUUUCCCGGGCCACGACUCCGGCUGCUUGUCCAGCAUUUCUCCACGGGCUGAGGUUCCCACGGGGUAGAGGUGGCUGGAGAGGCCGAGAUGCCACCUUUUCCUUGGACCCCGGCAACAUCAUUUUUUCUUUCGCUGAAGGAGACAUGCAGCAGGUGACUAAAGCCUACCAGGGUGCUCCAUCGCUUUUAAUGCGUGCAAAGCCGCAGAUCCUCAACUGCAACCAGACUUUGGCUAACCGUUGUGAAUAUGUAUAUUGCUUGGAACUUCCUUUCCUGAACACACAUUUUGUACAGAAAGUAGGGGGCCAACCUGAGGUUAUUUAAGUUGUAAAAUAAGCAUAACCCUGUCACUGUAAAAUCUUUUUCGAAUUCAGUGUUAGAACAUGUAUUUUUUGUACGAUUUUGAUAAAGUUUUUGACAAUGUUAAAA